GAAAGUCGCUCACACUCUUCCAAAUUGGUCUAGAAGACUAGAACACAACCACCCAAGAUCUUGCUCUAGCUUUCAAAAGAAUCAACAUCACUACAUAGAUUGUUCAUAAUAUUCCGUACCAUUUUUUGUUCAUCCCGAAUUAAUUGCAAAUGUAAAAAACAAGUGCACAAAUUAGCAGUUCUUGAAUUCCCAGAUGAUGAAGGUGCCACAGUGUCAUCGAAGUUACUAUUCCCAGAAAUCACCGGCAUUUAUAUCUCUGAUUCUGCUCCUUCUCCCCAUCUUUUCUCCUGAUCUCUUCUCUCCCUUAUCUCGCUCAUACCCUUCUCUUUUCUCUGAAUGGAACGCGCCCCAACCAAGACAUAUGCGUCUCUUGCAGGGUGCAUUACAAUGUAAAACUCCGAUUAGACAGCAGCUUGAGUUGUGGUCUCCUUUGCCCCACCAAGGAUGGAAAUCAUGUCAUGAUUCUAAAAACACUCCAUUGCCCGAGAAGUCGGGUGGUUAUAUCCAAGUGUUUCUUGAUGGAGGAUUAAACCAGCAGAGAAUGGGGAUUUGUGAUGCCGUUGCUGUUGCUAAAAUUUUAAAUGCAACUCUUGUAAUCCCACAUCUGGAAGUUAACACUGUAUGGCAGGAUGCAAGUUCAUUCACAGAAGUAUUUGAUUUGGAUCACUUUAUCAAUAGCCUGAGUGAUGAAAUCUCCAUAGUUACAGAGUUGCCUGUUGAAUACUCUUGGAGCACUAGGGAGUACUAUGCUACAGGUAUACGAGAAACCCGAGUUAAGACUGCUCCUGUCCAUGCUUCGGCUGAGUGGUAUCUGGAAAAUGUAUUACCUGUAUUGCUUAGGUAUGGAGUUGCUGCGAUUUCCCCUUUCUCCCACCGCUUGGCUUUUGACAACUUGCCUAAAAGCAUUCAACAGCUUCGUUGCAAGGUCAACUUUGAAGCAUUACUCUUUGUUCCUCAUAUAAGAGAAUUGGGUGACACCCUUGUCAGCCGACUGCGCUCUUCUGGUGAAUUUUCUCAACAGAGGGAAAAGUAUGUUGUUUUGCAUCUCCGGUUUGAUAAAGAUAUGGCUGCACAUUCAGCUUGUGAUUUUGGUGGGGGGAGAGCUGAAAAACUGGCUCUUGCAAAAUACCGUCAAGUCAUCUGGCAAGGAAGAGUUAUGAAAACUCAGUUUUCUAACGAGGAAUUGAGAAACCAAGGACGUUGUCCUUUGACCCCGGAAGAGAUUGGAUUGUUGCUGUCAGCUUUAGGCUUCACUAAUAACACUCGCCUUUACCUGGCUUCUCACAAGGUAUAUGGUGGUGAAGCAAGAAUAUCAACUCUACGUAAGUUGUUUCCUCGUAUAGAAGACAAAAGGAGUCUUGCAACUGCUGAUGAGCGCGGAAAGGUCGAAGGCAAAGCUUCAUUGUUAGCUGCAGUGGAUUAUUAUGUGAGUAUGCACAGUGAUAUUUUCAUCUCUGCUUCACCAGGAAACAUGCAUAAUGCAAUGUUGGGACAUCGAGCCUAUCAGAAUCUGAAGACUAUAAGACCAAACAUGGCACUUCUAGGCCAGCUUUUCCUGAAUGAGAGUAUAAGUUGGCCUGAUUUUCAGAAUGCUGUUGCAGCCGCGCAUAAAAAUAGGCAAGGACAAAUUAGAGUGAGAAAGGAGCAGCAAUCCAUAUAUACUUACCCUGUUCCUGAUUGUAUGUGCCAAACCUAAUGUUAUGUACAAACCAUGCCAAGUCGGUGGAGUUGGUGGGGAACUCGUCUUGUGACUUGGAGGUCACACGGUCGAGCUCCAUCAGCUGCGAAAUGCUUGGGAGAGGCUCAAGCAUGUACAUGUGUACAAUAAUUGUUGUAUGUCGGAGUAAUAGUUAAGCGAGUGUCAUUUAUCAAAUCAGUUUUAUAAUGUAUUUUUGUAUGAUAGUUCAUAGUACUUUGGAAAUAUCCAGGUCACUCCUCUUCAACAUGACAGGUUAUGUACGGAAUACAUUAUCACAAAUUUUUAUUUAGAGGUGGUGCAACAAA
This is a messenger RNA of Spinacia oleracea (spinach), 2004 nucleotides long. Its product is annotated as O-fucosyltransferase 31. The transcript has 11 exons. The record is from RefSeq and is a predicted model, not a curated record. The coding region runs from base 194 to 1696 and encodes 500 amino acids. NCBI's taxonomy places the organism in Eukaryota, Viridiplantae, Streptophyta, Magnoliopsida, Caryophyllales, Amaranthaceae.